CCCACUCCCCCUCCGUGCAUCCCAUCUGUGUGCAACACUUCCCCCCCGCGCUUCCUGCUUCCUGUUCCACGACGCCGCCUCGCGCAAAAAGGUCCGACAGACUCGCUCUCAUCUUGCUCUGGCAGCUCAGGCUGCACACCGGUGCGAGAGCCUUCGGCUGACUGUUUCAAUCACAUGGACCUUCUCUUGGAUGUCUUUGGUCCAGUCGUCUUGCAGAGACAGCCAGUGGCCGCCGACGGGCGGGCCGCCACGGCAGACGGGUACAUCCCCCGAGGUGGCGGCCGCCACAACACUACUACCCGCAGCACACACCGAGGCGAGAGCGACCACAGCAGCGAGAGCUUAAGGCCGGUGCUGUUAGAGGCAACCCUCCGCCUGGCGGUCUUUGUCGGCUGUGUGUAUACCAGUGUCAGGUUGACGCAGUUCCUGGGGAAGCUCAAGCAGCGGGAGGAUCAGGCAGCAACGAGGAUUUUUCUCAAGGCUAAGCUGCCCUCGCGGGUUGACAUCGAGAUGGACAGGCUCCAUUUCAACGCGCACGAGAUGGCCGUCGCUCAGGACGUCGUCGCGUCGAGCGACCUGGAAACGACGUUUGAUAUGAUCGGGGGGCUUGGAGACCUGAAAGACGAGAUCAUGGAUAUUGUGACCUUGGCGUGCUCGAGAGAAGCACAGCUGCAGGGGGUAGGCGCGCCGCGAGGCAUUCUCUUUAGCGGAGUGCCGGGAACCGGGAAAACGAUGCUUGCCCGGGCCAUCGCUAAGGAGUCGGGCGCGACGUUCAUCAACGUGCGCAUGGGGGCGGUGCAGCAGAAGUGGGUCGGGGAGGGCGAGAAGAUGGUCUCAGCUAUUUUCAGCUUGGCCAACAAGCUAGCUCCGUCUAUUAUCUUCAUCGACGAAAUCGACUGCUUCAUGAGGACCCGCAACGUCGUAGAGCAGGACCAUGUUGUACGGGUGAAGACGGAAUUCAUGACGCUGUGGGAUGGCCUCCUGACGGAACGAUCCCGUCCGGUGAUAGUUCUGGGCACUACGAACCGGCCGCUCGAUAUCGAUCCCGCCAUACUCCGGCGACUUCCCAGGCAGUUCGUCGUCGGUCUGCCCGAGACUGCUGACCAGCGGGAGCAGAUCCUCCAGCUCAUCGCCAGGAGGUACAGGCUUGCGGAAGGAGUGGACUUGGGCUGGGUUGCGGCGCAAACCGAGGGAUUCUCCGGGAGCGAUCUGGACGCGUUGUUCCAGGCGGCCCAAACGGUACCCGCUCGGGAGUUUGCCCGCGCUCUUCGGGAGAACGCGCGACAGGAGCGCGCGCAGGCGCAGGCCCGGGCUAACGCGGCGGCGGCGGCAGCGGAGGCAGAAGAGGCUGCCGCGCGCCGGGAGCACAGCAGUCGAACAAGGCCCGCCGCGAAUCUUGACGCGGCCGCCGUGCUCCGCGAGACGGUGGUGGAUCUCAGCAGAAGGACCAUGGGGGCGGCGAGGAAUGUGGGGAGGAUGGCGGCGGCGGCGGCCGAGGGACACCCGCAAGGGGACGCCAUCUUGAGGGCCAUCCUGGGGCCGGCACGGCCAUCAGCGGAGGAGGGGGGGGAUACGAGACCGGCGCUGCAGAUGCGGGGGAUCUCGCAGGAUGACUUCCGCGCGGCGCUGGACAACGUGCGACCAACAGGAAAGUGGCGCGAAGCGGCGGUAGCCUUUGCAGCAGCUCGCAUGGCAGCAGCAGCAGCAGGUCGAGCGGAGCAAAGACGUACACAAGAGUAGUAGCAAGGACGGGUACCGUCCCACCUACGCGUGAAACGUGGGGUUGCAUUGCGGCUCGAAGGCGUGUUUUUGCCAUGCCAUUCCCGAGUCGCAAUAAGCCUUGAGUACAGCCUACGAGAUGUUUUCUGAAAUCGUUUGAAACGUCGUGUGGAACCGAACGCGUAGCGUGCCGUGGAGCUACAGGGGUUGGACCCUCCCGGCCGUAGUCUCUCUUCGUUUGACGGUCCCCUUGUCUUGUUCUCAUGGGGGGGGGGCGGCGGUGAAGGAGCGAGGGCGAAACUGGGAGCACGCUCCGUUGAAGUCAGGCAACCGACGUGCCAAAACUCCUUCAUUGACGCACGUCAGCAAAGACUGGUUGGUCAGUGACGGCCGUGUAAUAUGGCGGGGCCGGGCGGCCUACCGAAGGGUGUACGGAGUAGUGUACGGGCCUUGUGUAAAUGUGUGCGCAGACAUAGCAUUUCCCUUUUGUCAACUGUAGACGGUAUUUUGUUUUCCCGUGGGUGGAUGUUUGGAAGAUGCAGGGGCAGGGAUUCUAAUGAGCUAAGCGUAUAUCUUUUGUUAGAAAGGCUUACCCCAUUAGACUACUAAGUCAGCGCUGACUGAAUAGUCUAAUGGGGCAAGCCUUUCUAACAAAGCGCGUGUCGGCAGGCGUUGUGGUGCCGUUUCCCCACAUCGCAUACGCGACCUGGGACUUUUUUUUUUUUUGUCUCCCAUCAUUGGACUCUGUCGU
Messenger RNA from Ectocarpus sp. CCAP 1310/34, 2470 nucleotides. The record is from the annotation of a GenBank genome assembly. Lineage: Eukaryota; Phaeophyceae; Ectocarpales; Ectocarpaceae.